GGAGGGACAGUGAGAGAAGUGGGUGGAGAUGGGAUCCUGAGGGAGUGGUGAGGUGUCACAGCAGCACUCUGGUUCAGAGCCUUUUGACGGCGCUGAAGUUAGUGGCAGUUGAACAGAGCUGUUACGUCUGUGUGUGCGUGUGUGUGUGCGUUUCUCUCCACGACUUCUCCCUUUCUGCUCGCCAACUUUGCACCGGAGCACUAUGGGAGUACAGCGGUUGUCGGCGUCCUUUCGGAGGACUUCUAAAGUUCCUGAAGUGUGAGGAUAUUACUGGAGGAGUGAGGUCUGAGGAUCUCCAUGAAGGUAUCAAAGAUGGCGGCUUUGGGAACAGUUCUUGUCACUUUCGCAUCAGUCCUCCUGCAUGUGGCGAGAUGUCAAGGGAGCACAGUGAAAGGAAAGGACAUCUCGCCGCUGAGGUUCACGCAUAAUCUCUACAACGCCACCAUCAAUGAGAACUCCGCCCCGCGGACCUUCGUGGAGACCCCGGUAAAGAUGGGUAUCGAGGUGACGGAUCUCUUCUCGGAAAUCAAAUACGACGUGGUCUCCGGUGACGACGACGGCCUUUUCCAAGCAGAGGCGGUGAAAGUUGGAGAUUUCUGCUUCCUCAGGAUCAAAACCCGCAGCAGUAACUCGGCGCAACUCAACAGGGAAGUCCGAGACACUUACACUCUAACCGUGGCGGCAGCUGAAAAAACUUUUGACUUCCAGGCAAAGACGAAGGUGUUUGUCCAAGUGCUUGAUACCAACGACCUAAAGCCUCUUUUCUAUCCUGCCUCGUACAACAAGGCCAUAAAAGAGGACACUCCAGUUAAGUCAAGUGUCGUCACAGUGAGCGCCACAGAUGCCGACAUUGGGAGCAACGCUCAGUUUUAUUACUUGUUCACCAGCAGAGCUCACCCUUUUGUCGUUGACCCUUUCACCGGCACAAUCGUCCUGGUCAAGAAGCUCAACCACACCCGCACAGAGAAGUACGACCUCACGGUUUUAGCUGAGGACCGGACGAAGAAGAUAUCCGGUAUUCAAAAAUUCGGUAAUGUUGCCAAAGUUACAAUAAAUGUUAAAAAGACGGCCACGGGGUCUCCCGUUAUCAAACCUCUGCUCAGACCGAGGGUAUCUACAGAUGGCAGAAUAACUAUCGAUGUCCACGUGGAGGCAGGAGUUAAGCCUGUGGAAUCCCUAAAUAUUGUCGGAGGUGAUCCACACAAGUGUUUUGAAAUAAUCCCUUUCGGUGUGCAGGGCAGUGAAUUCCAAGUCAUCUCUACAAAGAGGAUUAUGUGGUCUCAGACUCCUUUUGGGUUGAAUCUGUCUCUUCAGGCUAAAGACAGGAGCUCUCCGAGUUUACUCUCGGCAAUUAAGCAAAUCCACGUUCCAGCCUAUAAUUACAGCCCUUUGGCGUUUUUAGAGGACACCUACAUUGUCACCCUGAGUGAGUUUUCACCCCUGAAAACACAUGUUGUUAAGCUUUCGGCCACCUCUGUACCUUACAAUGUCACCUUCAGCAUCAAAAAUAACCUGGACAGCACUAAAUUCAAAAUAGAUCCCAAAACUGGAAUUAUCACAACAACAGGGAAAUUUGACUUUGAGAAAAAAGAUCAAUACGAGUUUGAUGUAGUGGCCAAUUAUGGUGAUGCUGAGACCCACGUAGUGAUUGAGAUAACAGAUGAAAACGACAACAGCCCACAAUUCGCACAAACCUCCUAUCAGGCCACGCUGGACGAAAACUCCCCCGUUGGCAGCAGUGUUUUGAAAGUCUCGGCCACUGACGGAGACAAAGGAAAAAAUGGCUUUGUGACCUUUGCUAUUGCAAACGCGGGGCCUAUACCUUUUGUAAUAGACCCAUUCACAGGUGUCAUCUCUACCUCGGAGCACUUGGACUACGAGCUGAUGAAGCGGAAAUACCACCUGAGAGUUUGGGCCUCAGACAGCGGCAGCCCCUUCAGUCAGGUCAGCGAAUGCCCUGUGACGAUUACCCUGAACAACCUCAACGAUAACCUCCCUCUCUUUGAGAGGGUGGGCUGCAACACCACCGUACCUCAAGAUUUACCCGUGGGACACACAAUCGCUGAGCUGUCAGCCAUCGACCUGGAUGAGCUGCAGCAGUUGACGUAUACCUUUGAGUCGGGGAAUGAGCUCCAGGUGUUUGCCAUUGACUCUGUGUCGGGAGCCGUCACCCUUAAGCAGCCGAUUCCCCUGCAACAGGGAUCUUUCAAUUUGAGAGUCGUAGCCACUGACGGACAAUAUUUCUCAGAUGCUUCGCUUGUUAGAGUAACCGUCACUAACAGAGGCGAUGAUGCAACGCUCCGCUGCCAUGAAACUGGCAUAUUCAAACAGCUGACCAAUAAACUGAUUGAGUCAAUUAAACCCAUUUUAUCCAGUCAGGAGGAAGACACGUUCUCCGAUGUUCACAUCAUCAACCGGCAUUCUCCCAGGUUUGACAACAACAUUGCGAGUUCAAUCGACCUUGUUGAGGACCAUCCGCUGAAUUCCACCAUAAUUCAGUUUAAGGCAACAGACGCGGACACCGGUUUCAACGGUAAGCUGGUGUACGCCAUAUCAGGUGGGAAUGAGGACGGAUGUUUCUCUAUUGACAUUUUCUCCGGUGACCUUCAGUUGGUUUGCCCAUUAGAUAGAGAGAAUAAAGAGUUCUACAUCCUGAACAUCACUGUUUACGAUUUGGGAACGCCGCAGACGUCCGUAUGGAAGUUUGUUGCCGUGAACGUCGUGGAUGUCAACGACAAUCCUCCCGCCUUUGAUCAGCCCAGGUAUGUGAUACGUGUUCCAGAAAACACAGAGGUGGACUCCAUCAUUUUUACGGCUUCGGCGAUAGAUCCCGACGCUGAUACGAGCGGAGGAGUUCGGUACUCCCUGCUGACGUCUACCGACAUGUUCAGAAUCGACGAAGUUACCGGUGAGGUGAUUGUGACGAGCGCUUUGGAUCGAGAAUCCUCACCCAGGCACGACCUCAAGAUAGAAGCCAGAGACCAAGCCAAACCCGGACCUCAGUUGUUUUCCAUGGUCGACCUUGUGGUGGUUUUGCAAGACAUUAACGACAACUCACCCAAGUUUGUACCCAAAGUUUACAAAGUAAAGGUUCCAGAGGACUUACCUGUGGGCACCCUCCUCGUGUGGGUCGAGAGUGUUGAUUUGGAUCUUGGAAGUGGAGGACUAGUUACAUACAACCUCAAGAAUACAGAAGGCGGAAUCUUUCACAUCGACUCCUCCUCAGGUGCCCUCAUCCUGGAGAGGGAGCUGGACUUUGAGAGGCGGCCAGUUUACAACCUGACGGUUCGCGCCGUCGACCACGGCCUCCCUCGCUCUCUCUCCUCCUCCUGCUUUGUAGAGAUUCAGGUCCUGGAUGUCAAUGAGAACCUCCACAGACCCGUGUUCUCAGAGUUUGUGUAUCAAGCGGUAGUGAUGGAGGAUGCAGCAGUGGGGACAUCAGUGGUCACGCUUACAGCGUCAGACAAGGACAUGGGCAGAGAUGGAGUGGUCAGGUACCACAUCAAUGAAGGCUCAGGUCUUGGAGUGUUCGCCGUUGAUGAGGAAACAGGUGUGAUUCGUACAACAAUGGCGUUGGACCGCGAGGCGGCACCUCACUACUGGCUCUCUGUGUACGUCACCGAUCUGGGGGCGCAGCCUCUGAUCUCCUGGACUCACGUCUUCCUGGAGGUCCUGGACGUUAACGAUAACGCUCCGGAGCUUUCCCAGCCGGUGUACUUCGCGUCCGUGAAGGAGAACUUGGACGCUGCCGUGUCCAUCCUCCAGGUGUUGGCCACAGACGUGGACACGUCCUCUGAAGGGAAGCUGUCCUUCCUGAUGGCGGAAUCACAUCGGACGUUUUUUGACGUGGAUCCACAAACAGGUGUUAUCAGCACUCUCUCUGCGUUGGAUCGGGAGGAUAAGUCGGAGCACAGCAUCGAGGUGAUCGUGUCCGAUAACGGAUCACCGUGCCUCCGCUCCAGCGCCACCGUUGUGAUCCGAGUCCUCGACGUCAACGACAACCAACCCAAGUUCACCGACAAGCUCUUUCACGUCAAGCUGCCCGGGCUCCACCGGGGGAGGGGCGGCCAGCGGGAGGUGUGCAGGAUGGUUGCCCGCGACGACGACGAGGGCCCCAACGCCGCCGUGACCUACGAGCUGCAGGACGACAAGGACGAGGCCUUCCACAUCGACCCGGUGACCGGCGAGGUGACGGCGCUCAGAGACUUCUGGCCCGGCAACUACAGCAUCCUGACGAUUAAAGCCACUGACCAGGGCAGCCCGCCGCGCUCAUCAAAGGCCCGACUGGAUAUCGAGUGGAUCGCCCCCCCGCCGCCCUCUGCCGAGCCCAUCACGUUCGACGAGCCCCCCUUCACAUUCGCCGUCAUGGAAACGGAGCCUGUCACUCACAUGGUGGGCAUCAUCAUGACGGAGACGCACCGGCAGAGGUGGUUUGAUAUCAUAGGUGGCGAUGAAGAAAAGGACUUUGACAUCCAGAGGAACACGGGGACCAUCUCCAUCGCCCGCCGGCUCGACGCCGCUCGGCGCUCCAACUACAACGUGACGGUGCGGGUCACCGAUGGCAACCACAGCGCCACCACACAGGCCUACAUCCGAGUGCUGGACAUGAACGAGCAUCGCCCCGUCUUCCUGAAGCCGCUCUACCAGGUGAGGGUUCCCGAGGACACGUCCCCGUGGAAGGACAUCCUGCAGAUCAGCGCGCAGGACGCUGACAUCAACAGCAAGCUGGUGUUCUCCAUCCACAGCGGCCUCCACCCACUCAGCACCAAGCUCUUCCACCUGGACCCCAAGAGCGGAGUACUGGUCCUGACGGAAGAGCUCGACUAUGAGACGAUCUCCGUUCACACGCUCAUUGUCAUGGUGCGUGACCAGGAGAUCCCGGUGAAGAGGAACUUUGUGAAGGUGUUGGUUCACGUUGAGGACUGUAACGACCACUCGCCGGCCUUCCUCAGCCCCCGCUACGAGGCCAGCAUCUCCACCUCGGCCCCGAUAGGCUCUGAGGUGGUCCGGGUCAAGGCCCUCGACAAGGACAUGGGCAGCAACGCCGACAUCAGCUACUCCCUCAACUCCGGGAACAUCGACCACGUCUUCUCCAUUGACCCGCAGCUGGGCUCCAUCCACGUGGUCAAACCUUUGGACCUUCAGCCUCAGAACCGGUUCCACUUGACGGUGAAGGCCACGGAUCAGGGCUUCCCUCAGCGCAGUGACCUCUGCACCGUCCACGUCCUCCUCCGCGUCUCUGACCACACCCCUCCCGUCUUCUCCUCCGAUGAAUACCUCGCAGAGAUCAGUGAACUGAGCACCCGUGGGACGCCGGUGGUCACCGUCUCAGCCGCCAGCCCCGCCGCCGCCGUGCAUUAUGGGAUAGAGGGUGGCAACCUCAAUGGAACGUUCCACAUCAACCCGCUCACUGGGGUGAUUUCGACCCGGGAGCCCCUCGAUUUUGAGAACUGUGCCUCCUACAAGCUCAAAGUCGCCGCCUCCACCACGGCCGGGGCCUCGUCCAGGGCCGUCGUGUACAUCUACGUGAUCGACGAGAAUGACAACGCUCCGGCGUUUCAGCGCCAGGUGUACCUGGGGCAGGUCAGCGAGUCGGCUCACGUGAACAGCAUGGUGAUGGGGGAGAGAAACACCCCUCUGGUCAUCCAGGCCUCGGACGCAGACAAAGAUUCUAACUCCGUGCUGGCGUACCAGAUCCUCGAGCCGGAUGCCCUCAACGUCUUCCGGGUAGACUCAAGCAUGGGCACCAUCUCUUUAAUCUCCCCCGUUGACUUCGAAGGCAAGGCCGAGUACCGCUUCACCGUGCAGGUAAAGGACUCCGGGGAGCCGCCGCUGUACGCGGCUGAGCCCGCCACGGUCACUGUUCGCGUCCUGGACCUGAAUGACUGCCCGCCACAGUUUGACGCCCCCGCGUACGAGCCAUCCAUCAUCUUCCCGGCCGUCAGAGACACGGAGGUGGUGCGCGUCGCCGCCCGCGACCCAGACUCGGCGGUUGCGUACAGCAUCGCCGAGGGGAAUCUGAACGACGCCUUCUCAAUUCAUCCCGACACCGGAGUCAUCACCGUGAGCAAUGUGUUAGAAUUCCGGCCUUUUUACGAGCUGGUAGUCAAAGCGUCCGACGGGCUCUACAAAGACUCGGCUACCGUCAAAGUGAAUGUGACGAACCUCACGGCGAGCGAUCUUGGAUUUGAGCAGACAGUAUAUUCAGCGAAUGUUUCUGAAAACCUAAAGACAGUCAGAACUUUGGCAGUAAUCAAGGCUAAGGGUUGUUUUUUAAAUGAGCCUCUUACAUAUUCUAUAAUGAACCCGGUGGGGAAGUUCGUAAUCUGCCCGACAUCCGGGGUUCUUGAAACAACAGGUAUCCCCUUUGACCGAGAGGAACGGGUGGUUUAUGACGUCCUGGUGAAGGUAGAAGACACAAGGACACCGCCUAGGACGGCAAUCACCCAGGUCAAGGUCUUCAUCGAUGACGUCAAUGACAACGCUCCACAGUUUCUGAACUUGCCUUUUUCAAUGAUGAUUUCCGAGAGCUCUGAACCAGGGGACGUCUUAUAUCAAGCAACUGCCAUCGACGGAGAUCUGGGAGAAAACGGGGCCAUCGUGUACUCACUGGAGGAGGACUACGACCUCUUCAGGAUAGAUCCCGACAUCGGCGACGUGUCCUUCAACAGGCCUCUGGACUUUGAAGCUCUUAGCAAGUACGUGCUGACGGUCGUCGCCACAGACGACGGCGAGCCCGGCCACAGCGCAGCGGCACAGCUCAGCGUUCAAGUGAGGAACCAAACCAACCCGGUUUUCCAGACCGUUCUGUACCCGCUGAAAGUCCCUGAAAGCGUCCCCCCGUUCACCACCAUCUUACACGUGCAGGCCAGGAACCCGGAGCGCUAUCGGCUCAUCUACAACCUCGAAGAGGAAAACGCUUCUUUGCACUUUCACAUUGAUUUCAACACCGGUGCGUUGACUGUCACGGACCCGCUCGACUACGAGAGCCAAACCACGCACGCGCUGACUGUUCGCGCUACCGACUCUGUGACCGGAGCUUUCUCGGAGGCCUCCGUCGAAGUGGAAGUGGAGGACGUGAACGACAACGCGCCAGUUUUCUCUAAGCUAACGUACACUGUGACCGUUGAGGAGGGUCUUCCAAUCGACACAUCCGUGAUACAACUCUUUGCCUCCGAUCGGGACUCUGGCAGAAAUAAAGAUCUAACCUUCCAAAUUGUGAAAGCCGAGGCUAACGAGACAGACUUCUUUGCGAUAGACCCGGUCAGCGGCUUGAUUGUCACAAAACAAGUGCUGGACCAUGAAAACACCAAACACUUUCAUUUUAAAGUUAAAGCCACUGACAAUGGAAGCGUUCCUCUCAGUAGCGAAGCCCAAGUCUUCAUAAAUGUCACCGACGUCAACGACAACCCACCAGACUUUGUGAGCUCCCAGUACGACGUCUCUCUGGACGAAUUGGCAAAGUGUGGCCACGUAGUCAUCAAGAUCCAAGCCUCGGAUCCGGACUCCGUGGACCUGGAACACCUCAAGUAUAAAAUCCUCUCAGGGAACGAAGGCCGCUACUUCAACAUCAACGAGUCUUCGGGGAUCCUCUCCUUUUCCAAUGUCUGCAAGAGGAAUCUGGAUCCUUACUACAACCUGACUGUGGCCGUGUCGGACGGAGUGUUUCGGCAAACGGCCCUGGUGAAUAUUGACAUGAUAAACAGCAACAGGCACAGUCCGCACUUCAAGCAGAGCGUCUACGAAGCCGAGCUGGCUGAAAACGCAGAGUCGGGGACUCGGGUGAUCCGGCUAGCCGCCAUUGACCCCGACGACGGGCCUUACGGCAGUGUCGACUACACCAUCAUAAACAAACUCGCGGAUGAGACAUUUUCCAUCGACCUUGAUGGGCAGAUCGUUACAACGCAACCGUUGGACCGAGAGAACCCGGCCCAGAGGGUCAUAGCCAUCAAGGUCAUGGCUAAAGAUGGCGGCGGGAGGGUGGCCUUUUGCACAGUGAAGAUUAUUCUCACGGACGAGAACGACAACGCUCCUCAGUUCAAAUCGUUGCAGUACCAGGUCUCCAUUCAGUCGACCGUAAAUAUUGGCUCCCCGGUGAUCCAAAUCCUGGCUUAUGAUGCGGACGAUGGGAAAAACGCCGACGUCACCUACACAGUGGAUGAAGCCGACGAGGUGGCAGAGGACGUCAUUGAGAUCCACCCUUUCACCGGGGUCGUGAGUGUCAAAGAGAGCCUCGUCGGCAUGGAGAAUAAGAUCUUCAACUUCCAGGUCAAAGCUCGCGACGGCGGCCUUCCUUUCUACAACUCCACGGUGCCCAUCCAACUCCGAGUGCUUCCCCCUGAGGUCCCUCUGCCGAAGUUCUCGGAGCCCCUCUACUCCUUCUCUGCCGCGGAGGACAUCCCCAUUGGGACAGAAGUGGGCUCGGUGAGGGCGGACUCUGACAUGCCCCUCAUUUACAGCCUGGUGAACGGGAACACAGUGGAAAGCAACAAAGACCGAGUGUUCGGUUUGGACAAAGAGAGUGGAACUCUGCUCUUGCAGAAUCCCAUCGACCACGAAAAGACGAAAUGGUAUCAGAUCGACGUGAUCGCCCAAGGGAGCCACAACGGGACCGACGUUGCGUCGUUGGUGUCGGUCAGCAUUGAGGUCCAAGAUGUGAACGACAACCCGCCGAUGUUUGAGGCGAACCCAUACAGGGCCUACCUGGCUGAGAACAUGCCGGCCGGAACCACUGUCAUUCAGGUGACCGCCAACGACCCGGACACGGACACCAACGGCCGCGUGACCUACAGCCUGGAGCCUCUGCCCGCGGCGGCCGCGGACGCCACCGCCGUCUUCUCCAUCGACGGAGACAGCGGCUGGAUCACCGCCGUGCAGCAGACAGACUGCGAGGCCGCCAGGUUCUACCGGUUCAACGUGGUCGCCACAGACCACGGCGGGGACGUGGCGCUCUCCUCCAGCGUCCAGGUGGAGGUGACGGUGACCGACGAGAACGACAACCCGCCCGAGUUCUCUGACGACGUGUACCGCGGCUCCGUGGUGGAGAACAGCAGCCCCGGCCAGGUGAUCGUCUCCAUGACGACCACGGACGCCGACGUGUCGCUGGAGAACCGCCUGGUGACGUGUUACAUCACAGACGGAGACCCGCUGGGCCAGUUCGCCAUCAUCCAGGAGGACGAGGGCAAGUGGGGUUUGAUCUCCAAAGAAGCCCUGGACCGAGAGACCAGAGUCCGAUACGCGCUCAAGGUCACGGCCACCGACGGGAGGUCGGAGGCUCGGGCGGUCGUGGAGGUCCACGUCCUCGACCUCAACGACAACAGCCCGCAGUGUGACCAGCUGGUGUACACAGAGGCGGUGAUGGAGAACUCGCCCUCCGGCAUGUUCGUGCUGAAGGUGUCGGCCUCGGACCCGGACCUGGGAGCCAACGGUCAGAUCUCCUUCACCCUCCACGGCCACAACGCAGACGUGUUCCACCUGGACCAGCGCACAGGUCACCUGUUCACUCUCGCCGUGUUGGACCGGGAGAGGGACGUGGAGUACAACCUGGUUGCCAAGGCGACGGAUGGCGGCGGCCGGUCUUGUCAGGCCGACAUCCGGCUGACCAUUCAGGACAUGAACGACAACCCGCCCCGCUUCUCCUCCAGCCACUACGAGGUCACCGUGUUCGACAACACCACCGUGAGGACCCCUGUCGUCGUGGUGUACGCUAAGGACCCGGACACCGGUAUAAACUCCGAGGUGAAGUACUCCCUCCUGGCAGGUGACGGCGGCUACUUCUCCCUGGAGGAAUUUUCCGGGAUCCUGCGGCUGGAGCGACCCUUGACCCCCGAAGCCCCGGCCUCUUUCGAGCUGAAGGUGAAAGCCACCGACCGCGGGCUGCCUCGUCACCUCUACUCGGUCGCGGUCGUGACGGUGGACGUGGUCUCCCUGGACGACUACCAGCCCAUCUUCCUGAACUCGGAGUACACCGCUCGGCUCCCAGAAUCCCUGGCGGUGGGGUCGGAGGUACUGAGCGUCUCCGCCCUAACGAGGGAUGGCGGCGGGCCGGAUGCCAUCUUUUACCGGAUCGCGUCCGGCAACGAGUUGGGCUGCUUCCAUCUGAACAGACAGACAGGCCUGCUGACCCUGGCGGCGCCGCUGGACUUCGAGGUUUCCCGCGAGUACUACCUGUCCGUGGAGGGGAGUCGCGGCAAGUCGUCCCUCGGCGAUGUCGCCACCGUCAUCGUCCACGUGACGGACCUGAACGACAACGUGCCGGUGUUCGGACGCGGCGACUACAGAGCCGAGGUACCGGAGGACCUGACGCCGGGCGGCCUGGUGCUGAAGGUGACAGCCAGCGAUCUGGACGGUCCCGUCAACAACCUGCUGCGUUACUCCAUAGUGAGCGGAGAUCCCCUGCAGCAGUUCUCCAUUGACCCACGCAGCGGAGAGAUCACCGUCCGCACCGCGCUGGACAGAGAGCAGGUGCCUCACUACUCUCUGACGGUGCAGGCGGCGGACGAAGGGGCCCCUCCUCUGUCCUCGGCUGUCCUCAUCGCCAUCUCGGUCGCCGACGUCAACGACAACUCGCCCGUCUUCUCCCGGGUCAACCACAGCCUGCUGCUGCAGGAGGGCGAGCCGGUCGGCAGCGGCGUCCUCCAGCUCGUGGUGACGGACAGGGACGCGCCCAAGAACGGCCCGCCCUUCUCCAUCCACAUCGUCAGCGGCAACGAGGACCGCCGUUUCCACGUGGACCAGGGGGGCCUGCUGUCGCUGUCCGCGCCGCUCAGGAGGAAGGUCAAGCCCCACCACCAGCUGAAGAUACAGGUGACGGACAGCGGCCACCCCCCCCUCUCCUCCAUCUGCGUGGUCAACAUCAACGUGACGGAGCAGAGCAAGUACCCCCCCUCCGUCGUGCCCCUGGAGGUCUUCGUCACCACCGCCGGCGGGCCGUUCGCCGGCCGGCUCGUGGGCCGCCUCCACGCCUCCGACCAGGACCCGCAGGACAUCCUCGCCUACCGGCUGGUGCCGGAGCACCCGGCCGGCGGCCCCUUCUCCGUCGACCUCGCCGACGGCAAAAUCUGGGCGGACGAGAACCUGCGGGAGGGCUCCUACUCGCUGAACGUCAGCGUGACGGACGGCAAGUUCAGCGUCUGGACCGGGGUCAGAGUUCACGUGUGGGCGGCGGAGCAGCGGGCGCUGGACUCCGGCCUCACGCUGCGGCUGGGCGGCUUGUCGCCGGAGGAGUUUCUGGGCGACCACUGGAGGGGCCUCCAGCGCAGCCUGGGGGAGGCGAUGGGUUUGCCCCGGCAGGAGCUCCACCUGGCCAGCCUGCAGCAGGCACCCGACGCCCGGGUCCUGGAGGCCCUGCUGGUCUGGAGGCCUCAGAGGGGAGGAGCCAAGGCUCUGCCGACCAGCAGGCUCGCAGGUCAUAUCAUACCGGACAUCGAGGACUCUCUGGGCCUCAGCGUCCUCGGGGUGAGCCACAACGGAUGCUUGGGCGCCGGCUGCCCGCCGCGAGGCUGCAGGAACGCCGUCCGGCUGAAGGCGGAGCGACCGAGCCACUUCACCACCGCCAGAGCCGGUUACAUCACCCCAGGCCACGCCUGGGAGAGCGCCUGCCCCUGCAACGAGUCGGCGCUGAGGUUCGAUGGUAAGUCCUACCUGAGGUUCCUCCACCAGAUGGACGAAGACCGCCACGACUUCAGGCUGGCGCUGCAGUUCAAGACGCUGCAGGACCACGGCCUCCUCGUGUCCGCCAGCGGCGCCCGCGACUGGGGGAGCUUACAGCUGACCGACGGCGAGCUGCUCUUCAGGUUCAGCUGCGGAGGCGCCCCCCCCGGCUCCCUGCGGAUCCGCUCCGACGGGGUGUCGGACGGCCGGUGGCACGGCGCCCUGCUGGAGGUCAACUCCAGCGCCCUGCGGCUGACGCUGGACGGCCGGAGCCCCUCCUCCGCGCCGCUGGCCGAGCCGUGCCGGAUGCUGAGCCGCCACGGCGCCCUGCUCUUCGCCUCCCCGCCGCCGGGGGCCUCGGACCCGCGGCGGAACUUCACCGGCUGCCUGGACGGCCUGGAGCUCGACGGGGCGCCGAUCCGAGCGGACGCCGGGGCGGCGGAGUGGGACGGGCCGGGGGGCCGGCGGGUGUUCGGGGUCUACCGGUGCUGCGGCGGGGCGGGGGCCUGCGAGGGCGACCCCUGUGAGAACGACGGGGUCUGCGAGGACGACGCCAGCGGAGAGCCGCGCUGCAGGUGCGCGGGACUCUUCCACGGAUCCCGCUGCGAGCUGACCGACAACCCGUGUGCCUCCAAGCCGUGUGACCACGGCCGGGCGUGCGUCCCCAAACCUCAGGGAUACAUGUGCAGCUGCCUGCCGGACACACGGUGCCACAACCAGACCCAGUGUUGGCCCAAUUCGUGUCCUGCACGCUAUGGUUGUAAAGUCACCGACGACGGCAUCUACUGCGACCCGCUGCCUCAGGUGUCUCGGAACACCAGCUACUACGUGGAGAUGGUGGGGAUCGGUGCCAGCGUGCUCGGGUUGCUCUUCUUGGUCGGCGCCUUCGUCUGCAUCAGGAAGCGUUACGUCCAGCAGAAGAAGAAGGAACCCGUCCAGGUCUCCAACGGCUACUUCCAACCCAAUCUGACCAGGAGCCUCAAACCCGAGCCCCCCAUGGAGAUGAGCUCGCUGGUGGGUCCCACCAACGACCUCGACCACUCCCCCUUCAGGUCGCUCCGCCCCUGCAGCCAGAUCGUGUCCUCGGGGGGCGAGGUCUACGCCCCGAAGACGCAGGGGCCGGUGGUGUGCAGCGUCGCCCCGAACCUCCCCGCCAGGCCGCCGUCCAGCUCCGACAACGACUCCUUCAGGAAGAGCCGCUGGGACAUGGACUACGAAGUCUACCCGGCGGACCCGGACUACUACGGCCGGCCUCUGGGGCAGGACUUCCCCCGGUUCGACAUCGGGGAGGACGCCUCCGCCACCUCCACCUUGGACUCGCGCCGGAGCUCCCGCUUCGGCGGCUUCCCGUUCCCGCUGGACCGCUGCGACCGCCGCGCCCCCCUGCCGCCCUGCUACAGCAACCAGGACCUGGAGGUCUUCCUGGGCCCCGACGGGCUCCCGCUGCCCAGCUCCCAGUGCCCCAACGAGUACACCGCCAUCAGCUACUACCCCACGCAGCACGCCCGCAGCCUGGACAACGUGUCGGCGGGCUACAAGAGGCUCAGCAUGCGCCUGAGCGUGGCCAUGCCGUCGUACGCCGAGCACGAAGCCCCGCCCCCGCCGCUGCCGCUGGGCCCCCCGGCCCCUCCAGCCCCCUCGGCCCACACCGCCGAGCCUCAGACCAGGAGGGUGGCGAGGCCCAACCAGCGCAGCUACGACGGCUCCAGCCUGGUGGGGAGCGACUACGGGAGCUGCGAGGAGGUGAUGUUUUAGGAACGCGGUCUCUUUAACCCCAGGAGCAAUGUGCGGCCUUUUCUGGGAUCAUUCCCUGCAAACUUUUAACGGUGCCGGGUACAGCCCCCCCGCCCCGCCGCGAGGCAGCUCCGUGUAGCAGCAGCACGCCGCUGCUGCCCCCCGACCGUAUGUGUGUGCGAUGUGGGAGGCAUUAAUGCGCUUACUGUUGCUGUGACAUGGCAGCACAACGAGGAGGGCUGGAUCCUCGCUCAGGAGGCUCGUCAGUGCUGAAGUACGUUUGAACUUUGAGUGUUACUGGUCUGUGUUAUUUUGAUUUAAUCCAACGUGGAGCAGUAGAAAAGUGUUCAUUAAAAAUGAUGUAAAUAUGCAGUGCCUCAGAUGAAAGUUUUGUGGUUUUGGUGAAGAGUUUGUUGAGCAUUAUUCAACGUAUUGGAAGUACUGAAUAAGUAGUCAAUGUGCAGCCUAAAAGCAACAAUUAAACAUUUUGUCAUUGUGUCUUUUAUGAAAAAAGUAAAGUAUCAUUAAGUGAUCAUUUUAAGGUGUUUUCUGCACUCCACCAUCAUAUUAUUUUCUGCCAUCAGAAAUGAGUGAAAUGCAACCACACUAUAAAUAUUAUUACAUUUUAAGCCACUGCUGCUUUCUACCCGUCUUCCUGAGCUUCGGCACGAUUUUUAGAAAAGCUCAACUGAAAGGAUCUAAAGGACAGUAAGAGACUCACCUUCUGCGUUCUAGAAAGAUGACGUUUUACAAACUGCGGCUGAAAUCAGACAUUUAAAAACUAGCGAAAUCAACAUUUACGCUUCAGAAGUUGUGCAUGAAAUAUAAAUUAAUAUUAAUGGGUCCUAAUGUAAAACUGACGGUUUUUCAUCAUAAUUUCAUCUUAUUUAUUUUGUUUUAGUUUCAGCUGAAGAACUAACAUUUCGUUUGUUUCACCUCCCCUUCGUUUCAUUCUGUAAUCGUUGUGUUUUGUGCUGUGAUGGAGAUUUAUUGAUAAUGUACAGGUGUUGUGUUGUACGUACGAUCUUUAUCCACGUGUCGUUUGUGCAGAACACAGCUUGAAUGUAAGUUGCAUUUGCGUUUCAUCAUAAAGUUUAU
This is a messenger RNA of Pungitius pungitius (ninespine stickleback), 14484 nucleotides long. RefSeq names its product FAT atypical cadherin 2 (gene fat2). The coding region runs from base 298 to 13407 and encodes 4369 amino acids. Gene Ontology annotation, molecular function: cadherin binding; calcium ion binding. The transcript has 29 exons. Gene Ontology annotation, cellular component: plasma membrane; catenin complex. NCBI's taxonomy places the organism in Eukaryota, Metazoa, Chordata, Actinopteri, Perciformes, Gasterosteidae. Gene Ontology annotation, biological process: homophilic cell-cell adhesion. The record is from RefSeq and is a predicted model, not a curated record.